AUCCCAGUGGGUGGGAGCUGGAGGCGGGGCUCCCUGAGGGGCGGGGAAGGACUAGGGUGCAGGGAGGGGGUUGCAGAAGGAGCCGAGCGGCUUCUGCUCAAUGGCGGAAAAGCCGCCAGUGCUCUGACUGCCUCGUUCCCCUAGCAGUUGCGGGGGAGUUUCCUGCCGGCGCGGCUGGAGUCUCUGAUUCUCAGGGUUAGGUGGUUGGAAGAUGCUCCAGAGAGACGAGGCUGCGGCGGAGGAGGUGGCGGCGGCCGAGUCGGCAACGGCGCUGGGGUGGAGAGAAGGCAGCAGCGGCGGCGGCGGCGGCGUGAGGGGCCGGGCGGUGUAAACAGCCCCGUAGGCGGCGGAGGCGGUCGGUGGUCGAGACCCCGAGGGGGAAGCGGCGGCUGAGUCAGGGUCGCGCCUCCGUUGGAAACUUGGGUUGAGUACCGCGGCGGGCGCGAGCGAGGCGCCCUAGACAUCUUCUCCCUCCCUUGCCUCAGAUUUAUUGCUAAACAUGGGUGCAUUUUUGGAUAAACCCAAAACUGAAAAACAUAAUGCUCAUGGUGCUGGGAAUGGUUUACGUUAUGGCCUGAGCAGCAUGCAAGGAUGGAGAGUGGAAAUGGAAGAUGCACACACAGCUGUUGUAGGUAUUCCUCACGGCUUGGAAGACUGGUCAUUUUUUGCAGUUUAUGAUGGUCAUGCUGGAUCCCGAGUGGCAAAUUACUGCUCAACACAUUUAUUAGAACACAUCACUACUAACGAAGACUUUAGGGCAGCUGGAAAAUCAGGAUCUGCUCUUGAGCUUUCAGUGGAAAAUGUUAAGAAUGGUAUCAGAACUGGAUUUUUGAAAAUUGAUGAAUACAUGCGUAACUUUUCAGACCUCAGAAAUGGGAUGGACAGGAGUGGUUCAACUGCAGUGGGAGUUAUGAUUUCACCUAAGCAUAUCUACUUUAUCAACUGUGGUGAUUCACGUGCUGUUCUGUAUAGGAAUGGACAAGUCUGCUUUUCUACCCAGGAUCACAAACCUUGCAAUCCAAGGGAAAAGGAGCGAAUCCAAAAUGCAGGAGGCAGCGUGAUGAUACAGCGUGUUAAUGGUUCAUUAGCAGUGUCUCGUGCUCUGGGGGACUAUGAUUACAAGUGUGUUGAUGGCAAGGGCCCGACAGAACAACUUGUUUCUCCAGAGCCUGAGGUUUAUGAAAUUUUAAGAGCAGAAGAGGAUGAAUUUAUCAUCUUGGCUUGUGAUGGGAUCUGGGAUGUUAUGAGUAAUGAGGAACUCUGUGAAUUUGUUAAAUCUAGGCUUGAGGUAUCUGAUGACCUGGAAAAUGUGUGCAAUUGGGUAGUGGACACUUGUUUACAUAAGGGAAGUCGAGAUAACAUGAGUAUUGUACUAGUUUGCUUUUCAAAUGCUCCCAAGGUCUCAGAUGAAGCGGUGAAAAAAGAUUCAGAGUUGGAUAAGCACUUGGAAUCACGGGUUGAAGAGAUUAUGGAGAAGUCUGGCGAGGAAGGAAUGCCUGAUCUUGCCCAUGUCAUGCGCAUCUUGUCUGCAGAAAAUAUCCCAAAUUUGCCUCCUGGGGGAGGUCUUGCUGGCAAGCGCAAUGUAAUUGAAGCUGUUUAUAGUAGACUGAAUCCACAUAGAGAAAGUGAUGGGCAGAAAUGAUGAAGAAAUUGUUCUGAUGGCUUGCUUUUCUGUCCUUUUCCUACUGCUUUAAACAUUAAUUUUCUUUUGUACUAAAUCGUAUAGCCAAUUAUUGUUUUUUUUUUAAGUAAGUCAGUUUUAGGAAAUGCUUGUGUUGCUGUUGAAUUAUAAAAGCUGAGUAAAUUUCAGAUUAAAUUUUAAAUGACUGUGAAAUAAGACAUAAACUAGUUAAUGGUAAUUUGCUUAAAAUGACUUGAGAUUAUAAUUGGAAGUUUUUAUUGAUACAGGUAAGAAUCGAUAUUUAAUAAAAUGUUCUCAUGCUUAGACUAUAUUACUUUUCAGUAGAGAAAUUAGUAUUUUGCUGUAAUGUGUUAUGAAAUACAUGUAAUAUCCUAGUUUGUCUACUGACACUGGGGUCUUGAAUCUUAAAAAAAGGCCUCCGAGGAAGCAGAGGAAAGUGGAUCACAGGGAAAAUUGGUGGAAGCUCUCAGGCAAAUGAGAAUUAAUCAUAGGGGAAACUACCGACAACUUCUGGAGGAGAUGCUGACUAGUUACAGGCUAGCUAAAGUAGAGGGAGAAGAAAGCCCUGCUGAACCAGCUGCCACAGCUACUUCUUCGAACAGUGAUGCUGGAAACCCAGUGACAAUGCAGGAAAGCCAUACUGAAUCAGAAAGUGGUCUUGCUGAAUUAGACAGCUCUAAUGAAGAUGCAGGGACAAAGAUGAGUGGUGAAAAAAUAUGACUUUUCUUUUUGGUAAUAUUUUUGUGAUCUUUGAUGGUUUUUAACUUAGGAAGUGUAAUGUAUGCAUUUAUAUAACCGUUUUGUUAUUUGAAUCUUGGAAAACUAGUUUUAUUAUAUUCAGAUAGCCUUGUUUUUUAAAAAGGCCUUUGCAUACACCUUUAUGAGAUAGUGUAAAAUUGACUAUUUAUAUUAAUGAAAUUAUAUGUUAUUUCACAUUGUAUGCCAGAAAUUAGGAUACCAAUUAUGAAUUACAGUCAGUAGUUAAUACUAGAUAGGAUUAGAAAUUUUGAUUAGAGAGAUUACACUAUAUUAUGGAAAAACUUGUUAAUGUAGAAUUAUACUGCUUCAUAUUAUUUUACCUAUUAGUACACUCAUAGUUAGCUUUGUAAUAAAUUUAUGUUUUCUUUAAUAAUUUUAGUUCUUCAAAGAAUGGCUGAUGCUGGCCUGUAAUUUUUCUUUCAAGGAUAAUAAUUUGUGUGUUGUUUGAUUUGUUUAUAUUUUACAUCUCUGUAGUUUUAUUUUUAGAAGUUGUGAGAUACUGGAUGUGUGGCUAUUUUUCCUUUCUCUGUAUUCUUUAUGAAACAUAACUUUUGAAAAACCUAUGUAUUAUUCAUACAGCUUUGGUUUGUAUAUUCUGUAUAGCCUAACUACACACAUCAAAAUGUAUGUCAACCAAGUGUUUAGAAUGAAAUUAUAAGUGUUUAAGUCCAAAUAAAGCAUGUGAUGUGGAAUAAUCUAUGCAUGUUGUACUUAUUUUUGAAUUAAUUUUUUAAAAACAACCAAGUUUGGUAUAUUGGAAGAAUACCCAUUAGAAAUUCAUUUGUAUUUAUAUAACAUUUAGAACACUUUUGGCUUACCUUUUUUCAUUAAUUAAAAGGAAAGAAGUUUAAUGUUAAAAUAUUUGUGUUACAUACUUAAAUCUAUUCUUUUUCUUAUCCAUCUUUUGUGGUACAAAAUAUUAAUCUUUGGAGAUUAUGGGCACACAUAGACAUGUGAGAAAAUUGCCACAGUGAGCAUUUUAAAGAUUGCAGAAUUGUCCAUUUUGUUACAAAUUUUUAUUAGUUAUUAAUAAAUGGAAUAAUUAUGGGCUGUUUUUAAAAUAGUGGCAGGUGAGAGUUUUUGUUUAAAGGGAUUUUUAAAUUAUAGAUUAGUCACAUGGGGGAAAUAUUUUAAAAAAUUUUUUAUGACUGUAGAACAUUAACUUUUCUUCUUUACAUUUAUAUUUAUAUCAUGUGUCUGAAGUUGCUUUAAGUUACCAUAAAUUGAAACUUUGGAAUCUUUGGAUGUUAUAGCUGAUGUUUUGAUGUAUUUUUCCAAUGCCAGAAUAUUCUUAAGUGCUUUGAGAAAGGAAGGCAUUUGAUGGAGAGGGGAGGAAAAUAACCCAACCCAGUUAUCUAUCUAUAUUAGAUACACGUGUACACACACAAUAUACAAUACACAACAUCUCUCUGUAAAAGUACCCUUUUCAGACAAAGAAAGGAAGGUAACUUGUUCAUCAAUUUUGUUUUCUUUUGAAAUUCAAUCCAGUCUGGAAGUGGUAUAGGUAAAUAAUAAUAUUCUUCCUUUUCUCUUCCUGUAGGGUGCUGGAGAUCUAGAAGACCCAUGGUAGCCUUAAAAACCUUCUAAAAUGCUUUUGAUUCUGAAAAUUGGGGGAAAAAACUUUUAAUCACAAUUUUCUUCAAUACAAGGGGAAAAUAUUCUUGCGGAUUCCCAACGUUUUGUGAUAUGAGCAGAAAAUCAUUAGCAUUUCCCAUCAUUUGUUCAUAUUUGUGUUUUCUGACAGUUGCCACUUGUAGCAUUGCCUGUACUACAGUAUUUUUUGCCAACCUCAGGCAUACUCAUUACAUCUGUAUUGAACUUUUGGCCCUAGAAACCAGUGGAGUUAUUUCACCACAAAUCAACAAUGUGCCUGAGGUGCAUGGGAAAUAUAGUUAGCUAUACUCUGAAAAUACAUUAUGUUUUUUUCUUUAAACAAAACACACAACAUGUAAGCAUGUAAGAGUAAAGAAUUGUAUGAUAUGUUCCUUUUUUCAGUUCACCAAGUUGGAAGCCUUUUGCAGCUCUGUGGCUUGGAAUUUCAUUUGAGCAAUUUCUAUAGGAUAUGUAUUUAUUAUUGAUUGUUAUUUAAUUUUUUUCCAAUUUUACCUGUAUUACCAAACUGGGUUCUCCAAUAAUGUCCAAAUUGUAAUGUUGCCUUGCUUCAAGAUAAAGUGCAUUUGGGAAUAAUAUUAUAAACCCUUACAAAUUUUAUGCAUGUAUCUACUGCAUCCUUCAACUCUCCCUAGAAAAUCUUUUGAAACCAAAUGGAUUAAUUUAUGGCUAUUUAUAAUUUGCUUUGACAUUUCACUGUUGGAAAUUUUUUAAAGAUGAGAUUUGUCUUUAUAAUGUAAAUUGUGAUUUUUGUUUUACAUGUGGGUUUCUAUAGUUUUAAUUUUUUCAGCUUUUAAGAUACGAGUUUUGUGUAAUUUGGUAUUUUUAAUCAUUUAUGUUAUUUUAAAAGCUCAGAAUAUCACAUUGAAAUUACUAUAAAUACAUUUAAAAUUAUCUAUUUUAGAUCUAAGGAAAUAUUACAGAGAUAUUUUCAUGGGUUCAGUAACUUUUCAUUUUAUAACAUUGGGCACGGUACAGAGUGGCUGUCACAUAAGGUACUUGAAGAUUUAUUAGUUUAAUUCUAUUUUUACAGUAACCUUGAAUUCUUCUGAGUUUUGCAUGUAUUAAAUUCAAUUAAUGCUGAAUAUGAAGAGUAAAGUAUUUAUCUGAAAGAAGUUACUGGGUUAGGAGAAGUAACGAAUGUAUCCGUUUGUACAUGGUUUACAUGUUGUGGAUGCUUUGUAAACAUUUUCCUAUAUGUUUAAAUUGUGUUUCAGCAGGAUGUAAUUGCCCUUGUGUAUAGUUAAAAUGAGUCAUCAUCUGGUCCUGUGUGAAAUGGAAUUCAUGGUAUUUUCUGUAACAUUUUCCUGAAGCUGUUUCUGGAGAGCCACACGUUUAAAUACAGACAGCUUUCCUGAUCAUUUGAUUUCUUGUGCACCUGAUUUUUGGUUUAAAAGGAAUUAUUGCCACAAUAUAUUUUAUUUAUUCUUUAGAUUUUAGCCUUGUAAGUUAAAGUGCUUUACAUGAUGAUGUGAAAAGCUGUUUGUCCCUUUACUGGGUUUGGGGGGUUGUUAAAAGAUAGGGAAUGAAGAAUGCAAAAUGGUUUAUUGUUCAAACUGUCCACUCUGAUCCAACCCUGUACUGAUAGUACUUUCCAGUAUGAUAUUGUGAUGUUUCAUACAAUGCAGUGAACAUAACCAACUUGUUACCUAAAUAAAGAAUUGAUAAAAACAGUGUGACAUAUUA
Mandrillus leucophaeus (drill) is the source of this 5698-nucleotide messenger RNA. RefSeq names its product protein phosphatase, Mg2+/Mn2+ dependent, 1B (gene PPM1B). The record is from RefSeq and is a predicted model, not a curated record. Gene Ontology annotation, molecular function: manganese ion binding; magnesium ion binding; protein serine/threonine phosphatase activity. Gene Ontology annotation, biological process: positive regulation of canonical Wnt signaling pathway; negative regulation of canonical NF-kappaB signal transduction; protein dephosphorylation. The transcript is spliced from 6 exons. Bases 500 to 1642 code for a protein of 380 amino acids. Lineage: Eukaryota; Metazoa; Chordata; Mammalia; Primates; Cercopithecidae. Gene Ontology annotation, cellular component: nucleus; cytosol.